Zingiber officinale is the source of this 1076-nucleotide messenger RNA. RefSeq lists its product as uncharacterized. The record is from RefSeq and is a predicted model, not a curated record. Bases 195 to 851 code for a protein of 218 amino acids. The transcript is spliced from 2 exons. NCBI's taxonomy places the organism in Eukaryota, Viridiplantae, Streptophyta, Magnoliopsida, Zingiberales, Zingiberaceae.
CUCUCCCUUCUCCCUUUUACUCACCGAAGCCCACGGAAUCAUCGAUUGCUACCCAGGUCGGAUCGCCGGCGAUCGUCGUCAACCCCCCCCCCCCCCCCCCCCCCCCUUUCUCUGUCUCCUGACAGCUCCAACUCUUGAUUCCCGGAGAGGAUUUGGAUUUAGUGAAGAAGAAGAGGGAUCGGAAGAAGACAAGUAUGUCUUCCAUCGUGCUGCCCACCGUCGGCUUGAAGGAUCAACUGAGAAGGUUGCCUGUCUUCCUCCCCGGCGACGAGCAGCAGGCGGAGGUGGUAUUGAUGCAGCGGAACGGCUUUCAUUGCGAUCGGCGAGAAGAGGAGCAAGCGUCAUCGGAGAGCUCCUCCAUCGGCUCCGCAUCCUCUUCCUCCGCUUCCGCCCAAGGCGAUGAGGAGGGGGAAGAGGCCGAGAGCAAGCAGAAAGAUGGGGCUCUCGGAUCCUUGGACUCUUUGGAAGAAUCGCUUCCCGUCAAGCGAGGACUGUCCAAUUUCUUCACGGGGAAGUCCAAGUCGUUCGCCAGCCUCGCCGACGUCGCCACCGCCUGCGCCCGGGACGUCGCCAAGCAGGAGAACCCCUUAAACAAGCGGCGCCGUCUGCUGAUGAUGAGCAAGAUGCGGCGGGCGUCCUACGCCUCUCUCCUCUGCCCGUCGCUGCCGUCGCUCCUGUCCCCUUCCCACACCGUGGAGGAAGCCGACGACGAGGGGGAGGAGGACGAUACCGCCGCCGCCGCAGCCGCCCUGCCUCCGCUGCCGCAACACGGCAGCGCUACCCUCGCCCGGAAGCAGACAUUUCGAUCGCUGAGAUCUUUCUCCCUCUCCGAUCUCCAAAAUCAUGCUUAAUAUUCGCCUCUCUCUGUUUCCCCCUUUCAUUCAAACCGAUCAUCAUCGACAUUCCUCAAACAAAAAUCUUUGUUGUAAAAGUACAUGAUCUCAAGUUCAAGAUCUCCAAAAUUCUCAUGAAUUCCCCGUCCUCCUCUCAAAUUCGAGAUUUCGACUUGUAUCCCAACUUGUUCAACGCGUUUGGUGAAAUGAACAUGAACAAGAUCAAGGUUUUUGCCGUAUUAA